CGCGGGCUGUUGAGAGGCGGUCCGGGCCGGGCCGAGCCGGGGAGUGGGGAGUGCGGGCCGGGGAGGCGGCGGCGGCGGCGGCGGCGACUGGGCCUCGCGGCUCAGCCCCGCAUAGGAGCAGGCUUCCGCGGCGCGCGCCCCUCGCCGAGCCCCACCGCCGAGCCCGCCCCGGGCCGGCGAGCUCUGGUCACCGAGGCCCAGGCCGCCGGCGCGGCGCGUUCUUGAAAUCAUGAAUCCUGUUUAUAGCCCGGGAUCGUCUGGGGUUCCGUAUGCAAAUGCCAAAGGAAUUGGUUAUCCAGCUGGUUUCCCCAUGGGCUACGCCGCCGCGGCUCCUGCCUACUCCCCCAACAUGUACCCUGGAGCGAAUCCUACCUUCCAGACAGGUUACACUCCUGGCACACCUUACAAAGUGUCCUGUUCCCCCACCAGCGGGGCAGUGCCGCCCUACUCCUCCUCCCCCAACCCCUACCAGACGGCCGUGUACCCUGUGCGAAGUGCCUACCCCCAGCAGAGCCCGUACGCACAGCAAGGCGCGUACUACACGCAGCCCCUGUACGCGGCACCCCCUCACGUCAUCCACCACACCACGGUGGUGCAGCCCAACGGCAUGCCGGCGACCGUGUACCCUGCGCCCAUCCCUCCGCCCAGAGGCAACGGGGUCACCAUGGGCAUGGUGGCGGGGACCACUAUGGCCAUGUCAGCAGGUACCCUGCUGACCGCCCACUCCCCCACUCCUGUGGCCCCCCACCCUGUCACUGUGCCCACGUAUCGGGCCCCAGGGACGCCCACCUACAGCUACGUGCCCCCUCAGUGGUGAUUGCCCUGCAAAUGUUCGAGGAUGGAGCUGCGCAGCCCCGUCCCGGAGGUUCCACAGCUGGUGCUGCAGGCCUCGCGCCUCCAACCAGGACUCUCUUCUUAAUGCUCUCGACACUUAGCUAAACACUACUGCGGCCGGCCCAGCCCGCCCCAGCGCCCUCAGUCUCCACCUGACUCUGGGUUGGUCUUAGAGCAAAUCCUGUUUUGUGGGCUGCCAGGCAACUUUUUAGCUAACUGUAAUGUAAAGGGAGUAUUAAUCUGUUCUGAAUCAUAUCUAGUGGAAUGCAUGUUCAAAACAACAAACACAAAAACAAAGCUUGCUCAACCUACCUGCAGUGACUGAUGCAGAACAUCAUAUGCAAAAUCUAAAGGGAUGGACAAGUAUCUUAACAGCCCAUAUCACUCAUGCACUGUGGUAAUGUGUGCAAAGUCUUAAAGUAUUGAAGUGAAUUUCUUCCUAGAGCAUCUGAAAUCUCUUCGAUGAUUCUUCAGCCUUUUGGGGUUGACGUGGGUUGCCAGGUGGAAUCAUGGCCUUCGAGUUUCCAGCCAUCGGUCCUGGCACACUGACCGCAUUGGGAGAGAGUGUAGCGGCCACCACUGUGUGGGGUGUGGCCAAGGUCAUGGGCGCCCCUUUCUUGCUGUUUAGGCUUGUGGGGUCCGUGUAAUGUGGACAUUCUUAGGGGUUACCUUGAAAGAUGAGUAGGGGGGCCGGGCCAGAGUUGGUUUAGGUGUCCGUAAAGCAAUUUCCUCUGCUAUCUAAAUUUUCAGUUCGAAUCUCUUACAGAUAGAGAUGAUGUUUUUUCCCUGUAUCUUUAUUGGAAAAGUCCUGUGUUGAGCUAAAUUAUUUUCCUAGGGUGGAAGAUGUGUGAGAGAGAAACAGCCACACUUGGAGGACAUACUUACUGGCCUCCCCUUUAUCUAGCCUAGAGAAUCAUUCCCUUUUUCUCCCCCGAGAAGUGUCUGCGUCACCUGAGAACAGACGGAGGAGGCAGCGCUGCGCUCCCUCCCACAGAGAGGGCAGAGAUUUCAGCUGCGUGUUGUGAAGAAAGGUGUAUAUUUAAGAAAUAUUAAAAGGGAACAAACCUUUAUUUGAGGUGGAUGGUUUCUUGUAGAGAGGCAGUUGGCUGUGGUUAGGCCCAUCCACCUGAUGGGACUUGUGCUCUGAGACCACCUGGAGGAGGCUCCUGGAGGUGAGGGGGGGCGCAGCCGUGAGCCUUCUGCCCUCUCCUCCUGCAGCUGAGGGCACCCCGCCCAGAGCAGAGGGCCAGCAGAAUCAGAAGGCCUGCCAGGAUCUGUCACAGAAAGGAUUUUGUGUUUAAAAUCUAAAUAUUGUACAUAAGAAACCAGGAGGACUUUACGGCUUAAAUGUGCCCAGCUUGACUCGAUGGGGGGGGGGUGUGUGCGCGCGCGUGUGUGCCUGUGUGUCUGUCUGUCCGUCUGUCCAUUUGUGUCCUCAGGUGGAGUCAGAGCGGCAGGGCGCCCCUGCUCUGCCCUGUCGUCGUGUCAAGGGCUGCGGGCCUCGGGUAGGAGGGACCUUAAUUACCUAUGGCCCUGGCACUGGUGUGGUGGCCAGCCCCAGGUGCUGGGUGGCACCCCUGGCCCCGGGCCUCUGGUAACCUUAUCUUUUAUAGUAAGUACUCUGCAUAGUUUUCUUUUUCACAUUUUUAUUUUGUAAGAAGUUUAGGAAUAUUUUUGCAUGGAUCAUUGUAAACAGAAGAGUCUUUAUUCCUAAUGUGUGUAACGUAGUGUGUUUAAUGAUAAGAACUUUAAAUUGCUUCAAGAGCACUUAACCCACUUUGUGUGUAUGUCUGUGUGUGUGUGUGUGUCUGUGUGUGUUUGUGUAGCAGCCAUCUCCCCCAAGCGCACCGUUUUAUGUCCACUUCCUCAACUUUUUGCUGGUGAUUCCACCUGUAUAGCGGAUGGUUUGUAACAUGGAUAUAUCCUAAUGGUUCCGGGGGCCGAACUGUUCUAGUAACAGAGAAGUCAGUUUCCCCAGGUUAGUGUAACAAAUUAGGAGAAAGUGCCAUCUUAGUAUGUGCUUUUAAAAAGCCCCAAACAACAGAAUGGAAACACACACACACGCACACACUCUCCCUCUCCCUCUCUCUCUCAUGACUACCUGUAGGGCUGGAGUCAUUUGAGUUUGGGAAGAAGAUAGUUAUGCAGACUGUUUCUUCAGGCUUGCCUGAGACUUGGCACACACAGGGUGAGUGUUUUCACGAGCACUGAAUUUAAAUGAUGUUUUCAAGAGAAGGAGAAGAGUGGGUUGCAUUUUUUUCCCCGUUUACAUCAGCUUUAUAAACACUUUCCCCCUAUGAUUUCUAAAAAAAUCUCAUUUCCCUUGUGUGAAGUUGAGUUGGGAGACUUCAUCAAAUAUUUUUGCAUCGUGGAACACAUCUGUGCAGAAAUAUUUUCAAUUGGAAACUGUCAGGGCAUCAGCUAGCAAAUAUGAAAGGUAGAUCUUGGCUGGCAGGUAAGGAUCUGGACAUAAUGAAUAGUAACAAAACUCAUAGGUUGUAAUUGUAGCCGCAUUUAGUUGCAGUAAAAUCAGUUAAGGAGUAGAACUUCUGUCACAGUUGCAUAAUUUGAUAUCCCAAGCACAGCAGUAGAACACGCGGAGAAAUCCUGCAUUUUCUGUAUGUGACAUUCCUAAUUUGAGAGUCCUUCAGCUGAAUUAACACUUAGUUUAGAAGCUGAGACAGGCAAGUAAAGGAACUAAUUCCUAUGAACACAGAUACCGUUUGUCGCACAGCCUCUCCCCCAGGUUAGGAGGUGUGUUUCCCUGCUGAUGCAAAUCCUGCUUGGCCCUGGGACGGGUGACUGGACGUUGGGCAGUGAGUGAUGGUCCCAUCAGCGGCUGCCUCUGAGGGGUGACCCUUCCUGGUCACGGGCACAGAGGUGCUUUCGGAACCCGUGUCCCGUGUUCAGUCUUUUCGGCACGUUCUCAGUGGGGUUAUUAGGCCUGCGGUUGUGUCACGUGACUCUGUCCCUCCAUGCCGUGCAGAUGUAGCACUUACAGGAGCUGGGGCGGGCCUGAGUGGGGCUGGGCCCUGGUCAGCGCACACCUGCCCUCCCCGGCUGCGCUGGCGGUGGCCUGGCAGUAGCGGGGGAGACGCAGUCUGCGGGCGCCUGGGGUGUGCUCCUGUCUGGAGUCCGCCUGCCUGAGGGCAGACACAGGCCCGCUUUCAAAAGGAGACCCAGACUUCUUACCCCGUCCCUGGGCACGUUUGGAAGCAGCAUUAUUCUGACCAUUGGGCCACCUUCUCCCCAUCUGGCAGCAGCAGCCGGACACCCUGGGCCUUGCCAGCCUGGGUGCCCGUCUGAUGCCCCCAUGGGUGCAAGGGCAGGGUUAAGGGUGCAUGGCUACGUGGGGGGCAGCUUCUGGCUCUUCUCUUGGUGCUUCCGAAGGUGGGGGAGGUCUCUAAAGACGCAGGGUUGUCCUAGGGGGCCGGCAUCCUGCGCGGCUCGAGCACAUCUCAGAUGGCGGUGUUGCCCUCCUGAGCUGUUUGUUAUCAGCCUGAGCCUUCUGAAAGUAGCCUGCAGGUGACACGCUGCAGAGGAGGGUCUGAUCUGUUCAGGUAGGACGUUGCAGAGUUGAUCCUACGUGUUUCAGAGGACUUGUCACUUUCCGCACCCUAUUCAUCUGAAGAACAGAAAACCUCUGGGGUAAACUGGUUUGAGUCCCCAGGACUAAUGUUGAGUCACUUGGGACCUGAGACGGAAGAGAGGCAGGCAUCUCUGCAGGGAACCUGCAGUGAGCCUCAGGACAUGCUGUGCGCCCAGGACUCAUCUUGGCCUCCCGGGUCCUGUCGGAGUCUCCUGGGGGCCUCGUGCGGACGGCCAGGCAGUUGGAUACCUGGGCUGGAUCUGAUGGCGGGGUUGCUGUGACUGUCACUCAGGAGAGGCCCCAGGGAGCCACCUGGGUUCUUGUUACUGACUAGGAAACAGUUCCUUUUAUUUUGUUUUUAAUGAUUUUUAGAUACUGUUUUUUUAAACCAUUCUCUUGGUACUUUUCUUAAGCUUAAGUCAGCACCGUCUUCCAGUGUUAAAGGCACCCCUCACCUCUGCAUUGAAUUUAAAGUGUCAAUCGAUACAAAGAAAUGGAACAUCCAUCCUGAGCCAGUUCCAUUAUGUGUAAAUUCAUACUAUUUUAAUUUUUUAUGCAAUCUGAUGAGUAGAAGAGCUCAGAUUUAAAAUUCUUAAAAAAGCACGUUUAUGUAACAAGAAUUGUUAUGUAUUAAUACUGCAGUUUUCAAUAAAGAUUGACUUGUGUUGCA
Messenger RNA from Vicugna pacos (alpaca), 5093 nucleotides. NCBI's taxonomy places the organism in Eukaryota, Metazoa, Chordata, Mammalia, Artiodactyla, Camelidae. The record is from RefSeq and is a predicted model, not a curated record.